This is a messenger RNA of Salvelinus fontinalis (brook trout), 3586 nucleotides long. RefSeq names its product mucin-4-like. The transcript is spliced from 2 exons. Lineage: Eukaryota; Metazoa; Chordata; Actinopteri; Salmoniformes; Salmonidae. The coding region runs from base 1180 to 3387 and encodes 735 amino acids. The record is from RefSeq and is a predicted model, not a curated record.
AAAGGCAGUAACUGCUCAUUAGCUUUAGCCUCUGGCACGCCAGGGUGAAUUUACGAACUGUAUGGGGUGCACGUCUAACUGACUUGUCAGCUGGCUAUCGAUCGUGUGGUGUAACGUUACUGAUUCAAAUAACCCAUUGAAUGUCUGAAUAAAAUUAUAGGGAUUAUAUUCAUUAUAGGGGUAAUAGAUUGAAGCUAGUAUAAAUGUAUUAUCGCCUUUUAUUGGAGCAGGUGGCACAAAUAUAUUGCUUCGUGCUAAUUUAGGUAGGUUUUUUACAUUUUGGUCAGCUCUAGCUAGAUGGCUGUCACUGGCUGUGUGUGUGGUGUACUGGUUCAAAGAAACCAUCAGAUGAAAUUUCAGAAUAUAAUUAAUUAUUGGGCUAAUAUAUUGAAGUUAGUAUCAAUUGCAGAUAUCUUAUGGGAGCUGGUAGCAUUGUUAGUCUAUGCUCGCUAGCUAAUUAAUUAUGUUCUCAGAUCUACUUAGCUAGCUAGUUCUUACUAGUAUCUGGAUGUCGGCGUUUCAGAGCAAAUUCAACCAUCCUUUCCACCCGGGUAUGCUGUGCCAUGAUGUUGUAUCCCUAGAUUAGCAAUGUACGUGUGUGUAGCUGUCAGUCAGUGUCAUACAAGUUUGAUUGUAUCUCUAUCAGAAUGCAAUGAUAUGAUAUCAAGGUAAAAGGCAUUAACUGCAGCCAAGGGCCGGUUAAAACCAAGUUAUAAGGCAGUAUGUUAUGUUACUGCAAUUUACCUUAGUUUCACAGUAACUUUUUGCGGUUACUGCUAAUAUGAACCCCCAUUUUCUCCAAAACACAAUACACUAGAGGCAGGAUACUUGUCCACACAAUUAAGUGUCAUUAACUAAUUUUCGACCAAAAUAGCAGUUACUGCCUUUUUGCUUGGUAGGGCAGUAUAACGAUAUCAAAGAUGCCAAAUGAAAUAAAUGAAGCCAGCCAGUGUACCAGCCAUGUCGCGACACGAUAGAACGUUUAUCGACAGCGCCUAGCGACUGUUACUACAGUAUUUAAGUAACCAAUAAAAAUGCACAAUGUUAUAUUUCUUUGACUUCAUUGGCACAUUCAAAUAAAAAAGUAUUUUCCAUCGAGAAAAUGAUGCAGUAGCUAAACUGUUUCAGUUGAUACUUUUACAAAUUCUGCUAAUAAUAUCUCUGUUGAUUUGACCGGCGAUGAUGAGUUGCCGUCGUCAUUUGAUACUCUGCGUCCUCUUAUUGCUAUUUGAUGAAGGGUCCCUGAGGUACAUCCCAUUCCCAGCAGCACCCCUCAUCCCUGCUGCCUACACCUUGGAGCCACAGGGAGACCUCUCAACAAGCCAAGAUGUCCUCACUCCUUCCCCAUCACAUCUUCUGACCCAAACUCACCACAAUCCAACAGCAGCAUCCAAAGACCAGCGCAACACACCAUCCCAUCAAGAUAUUAGUGAUCUAUCUGGACUUUCAACCAUUGGCGAUACUGACCACUUUGACUCAAUAUCCACAACUUCUCCAAGUGGUGGUCUCAAAUUCAAUGCCAGUCAACUUAUCAAUGAUCAAGCAUCAUCAUCAUCAGCUCACGAUAUUGGCUACACUGAACAGAUAGACAACGAAACUAAAAUGGUGACCGCCAGUGGUUGGAAUAACAGCAGUGAUGUUACACCUUCCUCUUCUUCUGCUAUUUCUUAUUCUGAGCUAAACAACUCUUAUGAUGGAAUCAACGCUAGCCAGAGCAACGCUAGUGGCCACACUGAAGUUCUCUCUGUGACUUUGGAGGACAGUCCUCAUCCGAAUGGAUCUGUGGUGGUACUGGAAACAAGUGAUCCGUUAGCUGAUCUAAACGUUGAUCCUAUGUCAGCCCCUGAUGUCAUUGACUUCUACACUCAUCGGACAGAUUCUGUCUCCGUCACCGAUGACCUUGCAAACACUAGUCUUAGUUUACAUCGUAACAACACUAACGUUACUGUCACAGUAGAUACUAGUGCAGUUGUUACUGAGACGGCAGCGCAGGCUGAACCGACCACAGACGUAAUGCUGGGCCUGGAGGAGGAGGAAGAGCGGGAAGAAGAAGAGGAGGAGGAAACCAGUGGCCAUCUUAAUACUACUCAGGAUGCUUCACUCUCAGACCCCCUGAUCGACGAUAUUAAUCAGGCUUAUGACUCAACAGGUGACUAUAAUGUUAGCGCUGAGGAUAAUGGCUCUGUGAUAACAGGUCACUAUAAUGUUAGCGCUGAGGCUAAUAGCUUUGUGAUAACAGGUGACUAUAAUGUUAGCGCUGAGGCUAACAGCUCUGUAAUAACGCGUGACUAUAAUGUUAGCGCUGAGGCCAACUACUCGUCCUCAGUUGCUAUUAGUGGCUUCAGCAACAAAUUGUACUUAAUAAGAGAAGAAGCAAAUGCUCACAAUGAAAGUCAGGAAGCCGUUACCCUUUCCUCUUCCGCCAUUGGCUACACUGAAUAUGAAGAUUCCAUCGAAGCGACCAAUGACUACCAGAGUACUGUUACCAGCGGAGACGAAGGAACAACAUCACCUACGGUUACUAGUACCAGCGUGGAGCGGAGUGGCGUGAAUGAGAACCAGGAAGUGCUUCCUAUUGUGGCUCCUAUGAUUGGCUAUCCUUCUGUGGAGUCUGAGGAUUCUGAUGAAAGCACCACAAAGUCAACUGUUGUGCUGAACUAUAUUGACUAUAUUGACUCUGAACCUAGUUACUCUAACCACUAUGUGAAUGUAGCCAGCAGUGAAAAAGCUGCCCACUCUUCAUCCUCCUCCUCUCCUCUUGAACCUGACAGUGACCACCUCCAAUCUGAUGAUGAUGCUGAACUAGAGGUACUAGGCUCUGGGUUGGAGGAAGAGGAGGAGAAUAGGAGUGGAGAGAACAACUGUAGCAGCUGUAGCUAUGGUAACACCACCGCCAGUGCCAUUGACAACACUGACUAUGAUUGGGGCUCGGCUGAAGUCAGUACGACAGGUAACCAGGGUAACAGCACAGCAGACAUUGAAGUCCCAACUGAAGUUAGUAGGAUUGGUCAGGGAAACAGCAGCAGCAUCUCUAUGGUACCCUCUGCUGAAAACAUGGUCAGCUCUGUCCAUGGUAACUCCACAGUCAUUGUUCUAUCUGACUACAGUGACAAAAACAUCACCACUACUCUGACCCCCACCAACCGUACCAGAGAACGGGUUAUUGUGAGUACCACCCCCACCGCCGUGCUUGAGGAACCCACAGGAGAGAGCCGACGUGGGACUGCAUGUUCUCCCAGCAAGGCCCUACCCUCCACCACCACCAGUCUGGAAGCCAAAGAGGAGGAGAAGGACCAGAAAGCGUCUGAUGCUGCAAAGAAGGCAGUGUCAUUGUGGAACAGGGGCCGCGCGUCGUGGCCUCGGUUUCUAUGGAUGCGCAGGUAUUAGAACUACGGAACUCUGGGACCGGAACAGUUCUGAGGGGAUUAAUGAAAGAUAAGAGAUUAACAUUUGUAUUGUUUUUUUAGAUGUUGACAUGGUUACAGUAGUUUGGGUGUUUAAUGUUCUUCCAUGUCCAAUAUGUUGUUGUACAUUCCUACAAUAUAUAUAUUUGAAAUAUAUAGUCCUCAAUAGUUACUUGUGUGUU